Molecule: messenger RNA, 1569 nt
Organism: Prionailurus viverrinus (fishing cat)
Lineage: Eukaryota; Metazoa; Chordata; Mammalia; Carnivora; Felidae
Exons: 5
Coding region: 482-1078 (198 amino acids)
Source: RefSeq, a predicted model, not a curated record
GGGGCCGGGACCUGAGUCCGGCUGGCUCACUUCAGAACCCACUGCACCUCUGCGGCACCAUCCUGGGAGAAACACCCCCGACUCUGGAGCCCACUGGACCCAGGACUGAUGUCCACCACUGCCUGGCUGCAUAGCCUCGGGCAAGUCACCGUCUUCCCUGCGAUGCGGCACCCUCCCCCGCCAGGACAAAGAGAAGGAAGCUUUCCUCUCAGAUGGCUUGAGGACACUUGUUGAGUGUCUGUUCUGGGCCCAGGAUCAGAGGCUGAGAUGGAACUGACCAUCACGGUCACACACGCGAGCAAGCCCUGUAGCCGAGAUGGAACCCAGGUUUGGAGACCACAGGUUCCGUUCGUGAUUCCCUGCAGUCUCCCUCCCAGGCUGUGGUGAGGCCAGAGGAGGUGCAGUUACACACGGAGGAAACACUUACUAAGCAGGAGAUGCUGCCAGUCCUCCUGAGGUGUCGUCAUCAUCAGUCAGUGACAUGAACACAGCUGCCAUCACCCCGGCCUUCCACACGUGUCAGCGCACCCUUCCAACAACUUCAGGACAUGGCCACCACGACGUCCGUUUUGCAGACGAGGAACUGACAAUGGAGCACCAAGGGGGCCGGAUCACGGCUGCUGACCCACCCCGGUCAGGUCGCCUCUCCGGGCCUCAGUCUCUGGACGCCUGCGAUGGCUGUUCCUCCCGCCCAGCCCAGCACCAGGGCUGUUCAAAUGAAGCCAGUGUAAGAUGCUGGAUGGGGAAGAGCUUUGCGGAUGGAAAACUUGGCCCAUUGGGAAGAUUUAUUGCCGUGACUAGACCUUUGGAAAUCAAGGAUUCCGGCAGAUCUCUCCUGCCGAGUGCCCUCUGCCAAGUGUCCCAGCCUGUGCAGAGCCCCAAGGGGCAACAGGGGCCAAAGGAGAGGAAGAGUGUCCCCGUGCUCUGUAGCCUGCUGACCCCUGGCCUGCUAGAGUGGCCUCCUGCUGCUCCUGGGCCCUGCAUGCUGACCGAGGUGCGCCCCCCACUCCUGCCCACAAGAGGCUGUGCCUGCCCCCUCUCCCCUCUGCCCGGACCCCACCCCUUCCCUCAAACCUGACAUCGCCUCAUGGGCACCAAGGCUCCCUCCGGGCCCUCUUCCCAUCCUGCCUCCGGUGUGUGAGGGAGCCUGUCUGUGUCCCCUUGACAGUGUGUGCUCUGUAAGCCAUGGCUGCAAGUCUCUCUGAGGGGUCCAUGAGCCCCGGGGGAAAGGCACACCUGCUUCGCGGCUGGGGCUCUGAGCCCAACACUGCCCUGGCUCCUGAAAUACUCGUCUGAUACCCAAACCCAUGGACGUCACUCGCCGGCCUGAGCAUGGUCACCCCAGGCAGUCGGGAGUGUGUGUGACCUCAGGCUCAGCCAGGCUGAGCUAUAUUUAGACACCGGGGCCAGGGCGAGCUUCUGGGCCAGAGAAGGCGGCGGAGCCCACGGUGGGGCCCCAGGGGGACCUCCUCAUCUAGGGGGACGGUCCCGUGUAAGAGGCCGUAGCCCAGACCAGGCGCUGUUGGCUCCCACUGCCCCCAAAAAAGGCCAAGGAAAGAUUCUGUUUGA